AUGAUGUCCCCUUCGGUAUGGAGGGGCUUGCGCCAUGCCGCCCGUCGAGGAGGCAGCAUCUCCACCCCCUACCGCUGCUUUUCCUGCACUCGCGCUGCCCGGGUGGAGAACAACAAGACGAACGACGGGGGGAUGACCCAUUUUGGGUUUACCAAUGUUCGGGAAUCGGAGAAGGAGUCGAUGGUCGGCGCCGUGUUCAGCUCCGUCGCCUCAUCAUACGACAACAUGAACGACUUCAUGUCCCUCGGGAUCCACCGACUCUGGAAAGACCACUUCGUGCGCUCGUUGAACCCCGGAUCCGCGCUCCCCUCUCGCGACGGCACCGACCCCGCCAACCGCGGCUGGAACAUCCUCGACAUCGCCGGCGGGACUGGCGACAUCGCCUUUCGCAUGCUGGACCACGCGACCAACAUCAACCACGACCGCGACACCCGCGUCACCAUCUCCGACAUCAACCCGGACAUGCUCGCCGAGGGCAAGAAGCGCAGCAUUCAGACCCCCUACUACAACACCUCCCGCUUGUCCUUCCUCGAGGCCAACGCCCAGGAGAUGCCCUCCGUCCCGGACAACUCGGUCGAUCUCUACACGGUGGUGUUUGGCAUCCGCAACUUUACGGAUAAGCAGGCUGCGCUGAAUGAGGCGUUCCGUGUGCUGAAGCCCGGUGGUGUCUUUGCUUGCAUGGAGUUCAGCAAGGUCGAUAAUGCUAUUCUCAAUGCCCUGUACAAGCAGUGGAGCUUUAGCGCUAUCCCGUUGAUCGGGCAGCUGGUUGCUGGUGAUCGCGGCAGCUACCAGUAUCUCGUGGAGAGUAUCGAGCAGUUCCCCAGCCAGGAGGAGUUCCGGGCCAUGAUCCACAAGGCUGGGUUUAUGAUUCCGGGACGGGGGUUCGAGAAUCUGACGGGGGGGAUCGCUGCUAUUCAUAAGGGUGUUAAGCCGUUGUCAUGA
Messenger RNA from Aspergillus campestris IBT 28561, 942 nucleotides. Its product is annotated as class I SAM-dependent methyltransferase. NCBI's taxonomy places the organism in Eukaryota, Fungi, Ascomycota, Eurotiomycetes, Eurotiales, Aspergillaceae. The record is from RefSeq and is a predicted model, not a curated record. Gene Ontology annotation, molecular function: methyltransferase activity. Gene Ontology annotation, biological process: ubiquinone biosynthetic process. The transcript is spliced from 2 exons. The coding region runs from base 1 to 942 and encodes 313 amino acids.